Molecule: messenger RNA, 2050 nt
Organism: Paecilomyces variotii
Lineage: Eukaryota; Fungi; Ascomycota; Eurotiomycetes; Eurotiales; Thermoascaceae
Product: putative nuclear polyadenylated RNA-binding protein Nab2
Exons: 2
Coding region: 262-1782 (506 amino acids)
Biological process (GO): regulation of mRNA stability
Cellular component (GO): nucleus; cytoplasm
Molecular function (GO): poly(A) binding
Source: RefSeq, a predicted model, not a curated record
CUCCAGAUAGCGAGUUCUUUCGGCCCCUCUCACCUCCUUCGUACUCUCAGAACGUACUCGAGGGGACAACCUUACAUAUUCAUUUCAUUUCAAUCAGCCUCGCCUCUUGUGGUUGUAUCCUCGCUGUCCCGAAAGCGUGCGCCUGGAAUCUACAGGUGGCGUGAGAAGGAUAGAUCAAGCCUUCCUCAACCGCCUAGCCACUCUUUCAUAUUCAUCGCAUCGCUGUGAUCGUGCCUCUUACGACAAGACUUACCCCUCAACAUGACGACGGCAGUGGCGCUGGGAACGCCUUUGGCGGAAGCUCUCAGCAACACCAUUCCAUCUAAGGUGGCGGAGAUGGGCUGGAGCACUGGGGGCGGCGAGGACUCUGCUUUGACAGAAUACAUAAUCUUGAUGUUGGUGAAUGGAAAGACGCAAGAACAGAUUUCAAAUGAACUCUCAAAUGAUCUGCUUGGCCUCGGGGAGGAUGACACGCAAGCCCUCGAGUUCUCAAGGUGGCUUUUCGAGCAAGUUGAAAUGUUGGAUCGGCAGUUCAACGGAGGCGGAAAUCCGGAUCAGCAAUCUACUCAGGCCAUACCUUCCUUCAACGACCAAGAGACAUCAGGUGCUCAGCCCGGUGGACUGAGUGCUGGCACGCAGGACACUCAGAUGGGCGAGACAUCUCCCCAAGCAGAGUCAGUACCUACAGGACCCAAGGCUAUGCGGAAUGGUCGACAAGGUGGUCGCGGUCGGAUGUUGGGCCAAAUCAACAAGACGCUGGAUCGAGGUAAUGAUUCAAUGCUCCAUCGGGUCAGAGGAGGAUCGGGGUCUGGACGGGUCAACAGCCAUGGACGAGACCAGCACAAGGGACCGAGAUCUUUUCAGAAUGGUAGAGGCAUGGGCAACGGUAGACAGACGGGUGGAAUGGGAAUGGGAAUGGCUGGAGGCCUGAUGUCAGGUGGCUCUGCUGCUGCCAAUGUCAUGCAGAUGAACCCCGAGAAUCAGAUGCAGCUGAUGGCCCUCCUGGAGGAGCAAGCAAGAAUGAUGGCACAGCUGAUGCCUGGAAUGGUGCCUCCUGCUAUAAACCCAGCUUUUCAGCAAGGUGGCCGACCUCGACAAGGACGGUCGCUGUUCGAGCGAAUCGAGCGCCAGCCACAAAGGGGUCAGCGGCAUGGAAACCGCAGCCAGGAUGCUACGGCCACGGAUGGCGAUAUGGAUACGAACCCCGACAAUGCCUCGAAAGGAAACGAGCAGGGAGAGGUCAAUACGGACAAUGUCUGCCAUUGGAACCUUCGCUGUACCAAGAAAGACUGUCCCUUUGCACAUCAGUCGCCAGCUGCCCCCGAAGGCACGCCUGUCGAUGUUACGGAUCGUUGUCCAUACGGCGCCGCCUGCAAAAAUAAGAAAUGCACUGGACGUCAUCCGUCACCCGCGGUCAAGGCAGUGCACCAGGCGGAUGAGCCUUGUCGAUUCUUCCCUCACUGCACUAAUCCAAGCUGCCCGUUCAAACAUCCGACGAUGCCGCUUUGCCGUAAUGGUGCUGACUGUACCGUUACCGGAUGCAAGUUCACUCAUUUGCAGACACCAUGCAAAUUCAAUCCUUGUCUUAAUCCAAAUUGCCCCUACAAGCAUGCUGAAGGUCAGAAAGGAUCAUUUGCCGACAAGGUAUGGACCGCUGAUUCGGCUCAAAAGAAGGAACAUGUCAGUGAGAGGAAAUUUAUCGACGAGAGCGCGGAGGAAGAGCUCAUCAAACCUGGUGCAUCUGUGGCAGAUGGCUCUCAUAACCAGGAAGUGAUGACCUAGGAAAUUUUUGUAAUCAAGGCGCGUGUUUAAUGGCAGUGGCGCCUUGUUCAGAUGUAUGCGUGUUAUGAUAUUUUGGGGUUUAUACUAGGCUUUAUACCGGGACAUUCUGUCUGUGAUGAGAGGGUGAAUGACUGAUGGGAAGGGCGUUGGAUUUGUCAGAAUUCUAUCCAAAAGAUUUGACAUCAACCUGUAAAUAGCACUGUAAUAUCAUCAUGGCCGUCAUAGACGUUGCAAAGAAAUAUUCUUUACUGAACAUCUGCCAAGCAGG